This is a messenger RNA of Coprinopsis cinerea okayama7#130, 2319 nucleotides long. Its product is annotated as other/FunK1 protein kinase. The record is from RefSeq and is a predicted model, not a curated record. NCBI's taxonomy places the organism in Eukaryota, Fungi, Basidiomycota, Agaricomycetes, Agaricales, Psathyrellaceae. The transcript has 5 exons. Bases 1 to 2319 code for a protein of 772 amino acids.
AUGAUCCAACUUGUUGAGGACGAUCUGGAGGAUGCUCUGCAUACCCAGCUCAAGGAUAUGCUCACUGCGUUUCUGAGGAAGAUGCGGAUAGACGCGCCCAAUUUCGACGCCCAGAACGAGUUCAACGCAUUCCUGGACGAAUCCGUCAGGUUUUGUAACAGCAACAGUGCCGAGGCGAAAGCCGUGAAAGCCAGCAUUCUCGAAGGAAUGCGAUGUUCGACCGAAAAGGAUCGCUAUCCCCACCUGACAUACGCUCUCAACAGCAUCUUGAAGCAUGGCCGAGGGAAGACUAUUGGAAGUUUCCAGCACAGCCUGGAUAAAGACGAAUCCCUUAUGGUCGUGAAUGAUCCCGCCAUCGUGCAAUGCGGCGACACCGUCCUAUCUGCCAGUGAAUGCACCCAUGAUUGUUACUUGAAGCGAAACCCCGCCCUGCUUCGCAUGCCGAUACAAGCGCUGGGACGCCUUGUGGGCAGGAACGAACCUUUCGACGUCUUGUUGACGCGUCUUGCCACCUCCAAGAGCAGAUUGGAGGAAAAGAACGCAAAUUGGACGGACAUCAUCGACUGUUGGGAGAUCAGGAAGGGCACAGACCUCAUUCCCGAGCACAGCUUUAAGCGCCUGACAGACGAGGAAUACAAAUUCACAGUUGAAUGUGCCGAUGAACGACCUUUCGACAAGGCGAGCGUUCCCAUUCCCGCGACUACUAAUACCUCGAGCACACGUCCCUCGGCCCCACCGCCUUCUUCCACUGGGACAAGUUCUCCUAGCCAAACUUCAGUCAACCUAUCCUCUGGAAUCCUCAAACGACCGCGGGCAGCGGAGGACUCACAGUCCGAUAAUGCCCACACCGCUCACAAGAGACCCAAAACAGAACCAGAAUCUGACCCAGAACCAAACCCUCUCCACCUCCGUCUAAGCCCGGAAACCCAGGUUGGCGUCUACGCGCUCGAGCUCAUGCGAACAAGGUGGAACCGCACGCACGCUAUCGUCAUCCUUCUGGAAGGCAAUAAACUAUCCCUCCACUGGUACGACCCACAGGGAUGCAUCAGAACCCACCCUAUCGACAUCGUUAGCCAGCUUCCUCUCCUUGUCGCCAUGAUGCUCAUCUUCCAGCGCUUCGACGAUCGGAUGCGUGGCAACGGCAAGUUCCAGUUGAACAUCGAAGUCGACGGGGAGACAGUCCCACACAGCCUCGACGACUCGGAGAUCCACAAUCGCUGGAUGUUCAAAGGCCGCCGUUCGGUCAGUGGGAAGCUGUUCCCGCACGGAAAGAUACCACCACCGAAGUCAGAAUCACGCAGCUCUCGGACGACCCGCAGCAAUGCCAACCCCACGGCCAACGAUGUACCCUCGAAUGAGGAGGGGGAACUGUUUGGCAAAUUCUUGUGGCGUGAAGAGGCCCGGCACACUGAAGGAGUCAUCAUUGAGACUGCCCUGAAGAGGGCCGAACGACACCUCGGCGAACACAAGAAACAUGUCAUCGACCACCUCCCUUGCGUAAAAACCUGCACCGAAUUUUCCGACUUUUCGACCAAGCACAUCCGAAAUUUCCUGAACCUACCUUCCCAAGGUGCUCGGGUGCCAACUGGAAUAGCUGCUGAAUGGUUGCUUCCAAGUGCCGAACUCACAGACCCGGAGGAGUACGUUCGUGCUAUCUGGCAGCUCAUUCGAUGCAAUUUCCUACUGUGGCAACUCGGGAUCGCGCACGGCGAUAUCAGCAUGACGAACCUCAUGCUUCGCCCGGGCAGUGGUAGCGUUCAGGCUGUUCUAAAUGACUUCGACUUGGCGGCGAUCAUGACCCCAGGAAAUACUUCCCCCGAGAGGAAAGGUUUCGAGCGGACGGGAACCAUACCCUUUAUGGCGGUCGAGCUAUUGGGCGCCGCGGAUGGAGACGUCGGACGCAUUUGGUGCCACGAUUUCGAAUCCUUCCUCUGGUGCAUGGUGUGGUACUGUUCACCCAAAGUGCAGAGUGCCUGGAAGACAGGAACUUGUUCCGAAAUUGGCCAAAAGAAGACGUUCUGGCUCGCCCUUGAGCCUUACACAAGUAGAAGUACAGACACCACCGUUGCCGAAGCAGCCAAGCCUGUUUGGACGUCGCUGAGGAAACUCUUUCGCGGUUGGGACUACAGCUUCUUCACUUUUGGUCAGGAGAACACUGGGUGGGAGGAGCAACUCGCGUUCCUGCAUAGAUUGGUCGAGCACAUGUCAGAGUACGAUUCAUGCGAGGAUCGGAGCUGGUUGGAGUUUCGGGGAAAGCCGUCCAUGCAGUGCGUGUGUAGUCCUCCUUCCUCUGUUGUUCCCUGUUCGACCUGUACUUGA